ACGAAAGAGUACAGCACAGGUGAUCCAUCAUUGCGUCGCAAAGAUAACAAAUAAAAAAAAAACGACCUGCUAUGAUUAGGAGGGGUGGGCUUCUGGUGUGGGAACACGAUGUUAUCUAUGCAUGAUUGCCAUACCAUCGUGCCAUCGAAGUCAUUCGUGAGGUAACACCUGAUUGUUAAACAUCUUUCGGACACUAUGGACGUCGAACAUCCGGUUGUGCCGACCCAGUACGGUCCAGUUAGGGGGGUUCGUAAGGUGGCCGCAACGGGGGUCGAUUACUACAGCUUCCAGCGCAUUCCGUACGUGCAGCCUCCCGUUGGAGAGUUGAGAUUUAAGGAUGCUCAACCGCCGAAACCGUGGACGGAACCGUUGGACUGUACCGUCCAAGGGCCGGGUGGAUAUCAGUACAGUAAGCUGCUGAACAAAAUCAUCGGAAGUGAGGACAGCUUGCACAUGAAUGUGUUCACGAAGAACCUCGAUAGCAAGAAGUUAUUACCUGUGAUGUUGUAUAUCCACGGUGGAGCCUUCAUGAGAGGAUCUAGUGGGGUGGAGAUGUACGGACCAGACUAUCUGAUACAGAAGGAUGUGGUGUUCGUUUCGUUCAACUACAGAAUCGGUGCUCUUGGAUUCAUCUCGUUCGAUUCUCCCGAGCUGGGACUUCCGGGCAAUGCCGGACUGAAGGACCAGAACCUCGCGCUUCGCUGGGUGGUGGACAACGUCGCCAACUUUGGAGGUGACCCGAAGAACAUAACGCUGUUUGGAGAGAGUGCCGGUGGUUGUUCCGUACACUACCACAUGGUGUCGGACUUGUCGCGGGGACUGUUCCAGCGCGCGAUCGUAAUGUCCGGCUGCGUGCUGAACAAUUGGUCCGUGGUUCCACGAAGAAAGUUUAGCGAACGGCUCGCCAAAGCUCUUGGCUGGAACGGGCAAGGUGGUGAGCGGGCCGCACUGGAGGUGCUCGUGAAGGCAGAUCCGGAGAGUAUCGUUCGUGAGCAGGAGAUUUUGCUGAAUGAGAAUGAGAUCGAAAAUCGCAUCUUGUUCUCAUUUGGACCAGUGAUCGAGCCGUACAUCACGAAGAACUGUAUGAUUCCAAAGGAUCCAGUCGAAAUGUGUCGUGAAGCUUGGAGUAACGAAAUAGACAUCUUGAUUGGUGGAAACUCGGAGGAAGGUCUGUUCUGUCUCAACGGGAUCAAGGAGAAUCCCUCGAUCAUGAGUAACUUGAAAGACUUUGAGUACCUGGUUCCGCUGGAGCUGGACCUGGUCAGGACUUCUCAGAGUUGCAAGCAGGUGGGCAAACAGAUGAAGAAGUUCUACUACGGUGAAACGGAACCGUCGUUUGAGAAUCGAGAAGGUUACCUUACGCUGAUGACCGACAAGCUAUUCCUGCACGGACUGCACCGUACGAUCUUGUCAAGACUCAACUCGAAGAAACCGUCGAAGACCUUCCUGUACCGGUUUUCCGUGGAUUCGGACACCUACAACCACUACCGGAUCGUGUUUUGCGAUAAAGACGUGCGCGGAACGGCCCAUGCCGACGAUUUAUCGUACAUCUUCAAGAACGUGUUCAACGAUCCCCCGGCGAAGGAUACCUUCGAGCACCGCGCGAUGGUGAAUAUGGUCGGCCUGUUCUCAACGUUCGCGAGCAAAAAUGGAAAUCCAAACGGAGAGGAGACCAACGAAUGGGAAUCGAUUGCGACGCCAACGGGACCGUUCAAGUGUCUAAACAUCAACAACGACGGUUUGCAGUUUAUUGAGUAUCCGGAGCAGGAACGAAUGCAGUUUUGGGAUUCACUGUACAGCAAAGAUAAACUUUAUUAGCGAUCAUAAGUGUAUUACAAAUAUAAAUUUAUUGUAGUUUCAAGUGUUCAAUUUUACUGCCUGCAGCAAGGCAGAUUUGUUCCGGGGUUGAGGGUGUCACUGAAAUAAAAAUACACGUCAGAUUUA
Molecule: messenger RNA, 1944 nt
Organism: Culex quinquefasciatus (southern house mosquito)
Lineage: Eukaryota; Metazoa; Arthropoda; Insecta; Diptera; Culicidae
Product: esterase B1
Exons: 7
Coding region: 196-1818 (540 amino acids)
Source: RefSeq, a predicted model, not a curated record